AUGGUCUCGUCCGGGGUACCAUUUGGUUGCCGGUGCACCGCCCCCUGUCUUUUGUUCCACACAGACCUCCAGCAGAGAGAUCCAGACACUUUCAAGCCGCUCCACGUGGUGUCCAUGACCAUCCGAGACUCAGCGGAUGACUCCGCUGCGGCAGCCGGAGACGUCCUUGAUUUGUGCAAAAUGCUGGAAGAUUGCGAUGACCUGGACAGCGACGCUGCGAAGCUCCUCAAUGACUUCAGAAUUCGGAGCAAGAGAACGGUGUUACACCAAGUGUGCCAUAUUUAGUGGCCGGUGGUCCGUCGCAUGUUGCGGGGACUGUACGUGAGAACUGACGACCCGUUGUUGAAGCAUGACGGUCGAACAUGUGCCCAUUCAUCGUGUAAGUAAAAUUGGGCCCCACAACAUCCACCCACCCUUAUGCAUGCUUCGUGCAUUCACCGAAGCUUGGUCCACCUCGUUUCUGCAAACUUCACCGCGUGGCAACGGCGUGCAGCUUUCGUGACGCUUGAGAAGUGUGGUUGGAACAAGGGUAUGUGAAAAAUUGUCAUCCCCACACCCAUGUAGGUACCCACUUUCUUAUGUGGAGUUUUUUUUUCGAGGGGUACGAAGUGACCACCCCCCCCCCCCCAAACGUCAUACUACAUCGAAGUAAAACCAUCCCAUACCAAUUUUCCU
Molecule: messenger RNA, 675 nt
Organism: Ectocarpus siliculosus
Lineage: Eukaryota; Phaeophyceae; Ectocarpales; Ectocarpaceae
Source: the annotation of a GenBank genome assembly